CAUACAAUUUGUUGUGUAUUGGGCCAUUGUUGUGUGUAUGUCGACUAUAAAUAAUAGUCACGAUAUUGCUACAGUAAAGGAACAUCACAACACUGAAAAGUUCGAAAGCAACGAUAACGAAAGAAAUGAAGAGUUUCGUGAUUUUGGACCAGUUAUACAACCUUACCAAAAGCCAAAGAAGAAAAAGAGAGUCCUGCCGUUCGAGAACUUGUAUCUUCAGUCUCUACCAACAGCACAACUAUAUGAAAAAAGUUAUAUGCAUAGAGACUUGAUAACUCACAUUAAAGUUACAAAAACAACCCACUUUCUUAUCACUGCUAGUUGCGACGGUCAACUCAAGUUUUGGAAGAAAACGCCGGGAGGAAUAGAAUUUGUAAAACAGUUCAAGGCACACAUAGGUCGAAUGGCAGAAGUAGCAACAAGUACGGACGGAUUGUGGUUGGCUACUACAGGAGUAGAUAAGACUCUCAAAGUAUUUGACGUUACCAACUUUGAUAUGGUUCAUAUGAUACAAUUAGAUUACAUACCCUCAGCUUGUUGUUGGAUAAAUGAAACAGAAAGUGCCGUUCCUCAAAUUGCUGUUGCACAACGCGAGUCUUCAAUUGUGCGUAUAUAUUUGUACAACCAAAACGAAGCCAAUCUUACGCUUGAAAAUAUACACCAAGCUCCUAUUCAGAUACUGAAAUACAACCCUAUCUACAAAACAGUAUUAUCAGUAGACGAGGCAGGAUUUAUAGAAUAUUGGAUGCCUACAAAAGAAUUGACACUACCUCAACAAGUUACCUUUGCUUUCAAGGCAGAUACCGAUCUUUUUGAGUUGGUUCAAUCCAAUACCUUUUGUUUGUCCUUGGAAAUAAGUGCAGAUGGAAAGAUGUUUGCUUGUGUAGGUGCAGAUAGAUAUAUUAGAGUAUUUUCCUUUCUUACUGGCAAACUACGUCGUAAAUACGAUGAAUCUUUACUAGCUGCUGAAGGAAUUCAAGUAUCGGGACCUUCCAAGUUGCGUUUGGAAGCUGGAGACUUUGGAAGAAGAAUGGCAAGAGAGAAAGAACUGAGUAAAGCUAUUGCUGAAAGACAAGAACAACUUUCUCUUCCCAAUGUAGUAUUUGACGAAAGUAAUCAUUUCAUUCUCUAUUCCACUUUACUUGGCAUUAAGAUAGUGAAUGUAGACACCAAUAAGUUGGUUCGAAUCAUUGGUUUACCAGAGAAUACUGAGCGUUUUCUCAUGUUAGCUUUAUAUCAAGGAGUUCCACAAGUUCCAAUUGGUUCCGUUCAACGCAUCAAUGAAACUCCUGAUCCAACCAUUUUUGCCACAUCUUUGGAUAGACAACGUUUCUUUUUAUUUACCAAUCGUGAGCCUUCAGAUAUUACUCAAGGAGGAGAGAUGGGUCGCAAUGUGUACAAUGAAAGGUUGUUAGGUUCUGCGAUAGAAAGUGCAACGAGUGUUGUUGAUAAGAAGAGUUCGACCAAAGACUUGGAUAGUCACGUUAUUUUGCAUACCAAUUUAGGUGAUAUUCAUAUCAAAGUCUUUACAGUGGAAUGUCCCAAGACAGCAGAGAAUUUCAUAGUGCAUUGUAAGAAUGGCUAUUACAAUGGAUGCAUUUUUCAUCGAGCUAUCAAAGACUUUAUGAUUCAGACUGGUGAUCCGGAAGGAGAUGGAACAGGUGGUGAGAGUAUUUGGGGUGGAGAGUUUGAAGACGAAUUUCAUCCCGCUUUGAAACAUGAUAGACCAGGGACAGUAAGUAUGGCUAAUGCUGGUCCCAAUACCAAUGGUUCUCAGUUUUUCAUUACCACAGUUGCUACUCCUUGGUUGGAUAAUAAGCACACUGUUUUUGGAAGAGUUAUUCGUGGAAUGGAUAUUGUUACUCAAAUAGAAAAUUUAAAGACUAAUAGUAGUGAUAAACCUUUAGAAAAGGUUAUCAUUAAGAAGACUACAGUAGUAUAACAAGAACUAGUUGUAUGAAUGAUGAUAUUCCAUCAGAGUAUACGGCGGUUGUAGAGAUAUUCAGUGAUAUUGGUCUAUUUGAGUGUUGAAGCUACAUCCAUCUCAACAACUCAACAAGAGCUCUUAUUUCAUCCUCCUACAAUAAACCCAACACUUUCUUUCACGUCGAUGACCCAAAAACCAACUGCAACAACAAUAUAGUGAAGUUACACAGUGUCUGAAGGCAGCCAUUGUCUUCGACUUCGCCACUUGCUUAUAUAUCUCGUGAGAGCAAUACACAGUGGAAUCCUUAGAGGACUUGUGAGGCGAUGAAGGAGAUAAGCGACUGCUAGUGAGCCCAAUUGAGGAGACAAUUUGUCCAAAAAGGAUGGUCUUCCUACUGGAGUCCCCUCAAGCCAGUGACCCAAAGUUUGUAACAAGCCUUCUACAUCCAUCCCCACAUAAACAAGUAACAAGGAUAACAGAUACGAACACACUGAAAUAACAGCUGAAACUACAAUAAAAGUCACACCAUAAGUAGCAACUAGCUGUCGAAAACGGUUAGGUAUCCCAAAACUCCAACUCCUUUGACUUGUAGAAGCUACUUCUUGCAUGAACCACUCACAACUAUGUUCGCAUUUCACUUGUGUCAUGGGAAGAGAUCCUUUCAUAACUUGCAUAAAAGUAUAAUUGUUUCU
Galdieria sulphuraria is the source of this 2619-nucleotide messenger RNA. Its product is annotated as peptidyl-prolyl cis-trans isomerase B (cyclophilin B). Bases 38 to 1942 code for a protein of 634 amino acids. Gene Ontology annotation, molecular function: peptidyl-prolyl cis-trans isomerase activity; protein binding. The record is from RefSeq and is a predicted model, not a curated record. Lineage: Eukaryota; Rhodophyta; Bangiophyceae; Galdieriales; Galdieriaceae. The transcript has 2 exons. Gene Ontology annotation, biological process: protein peptidyl-prolyl isomerization.